CAGAAAAAGGCUGCUGAGAGAGCCCGCGAGGAUGCCGGGGCUGCCUGGGCUGAGAUCACCAAGCUCAUCUGGGCGAAUCAAGAAUCGCAGCAAAAGGCUAUGGAAGCUCAGCAGGCCGCCAUGCAAGCCGCGGCAGCCGCACAGGAGCAGGCCAAGAAACUCGAAGUGGCUGCCAACGAGGAGAAGAGGAAGGUGACUGCUACUCAGGAGGCGGCUAACACAUCAAAGAAAGCAGCGAAGGAGGAAGUAAAGGUGGUCAAUGCUGUCAAGGAGGAAGCUGAACGCAAGUUGAAAGGUGGUAUUCAACCUGUCGUAACGCCCACACAUCAAGAGGUUCUCGCUGCCAAGCGGAGGGUUCAAUACCGCGAGGAUCUCUUCCACUUUGCAAUAGCCGGGGUGGCAGGUGGAGGAAAAUCAUCUCUCAUCAAUGCCUUGCGUGGCUUGCGUGAUGAGGAUAUCAGAUCUGCCGCCACUGGCGUCACCCAGACAACGCUGAACCUGGCCAGAUACGGUAACUCCAAUGCGGAAUACCCCUAUGUCUGGUACGACAUCCCUGGCGCGGGCACGCUCAAGAUCCCAGACUGGCAGUACUUCAACGCACAAGGACUCUACGUCUUUGACUGCAUCAUCGUCUUGUUCGACAAUCGCUUCACGAUGACGGACAUUGCCAUCCUCACCAACUGCAGGCGUUUCAAGAUCCCCACGUACAUCGUCCGCUCUAAGGCGGACCAGCACAUUCGUAACGUCAUGAAGGAUAUGGGGUACGACAGCGAUGAUGAUGAAAACGAGGAUCAAAAAAAGAAGCUCUAUCAGACUGCCCGGCAGCAGUUCAUUCAGCAGACCCGCCAGAGCGUCAAAGACAACCUGGAGAAUGCGAACAUGCCCGAGCAAAGGGUUUACAUCGUUUCGAAUGAAACCAUGCUCAGCGUCGUGAAGAAAAAGCGGCCGAAGAAGUUCAUUGACGAGAUUGAGCUGUUGAAUGACUUGGUCGAGGAAGCCCAGACUAGGCGAGCGCACCGUGAUGCUGAAGCAGCGGCUACUACGAAGGACUAA
Suillus paluster is the source of this 1053-nucleotide messenger RNA. Its product is annotated as interferon-inducible GTPase-domain-containing protein. The transcript has a single exon. Lineage: Eukaryota; Fungi; Basidiomycota; Agaricomycetes; Boletales; Suillaceae. The coding region runs from base 100 to 1053 and encodes 317 amino acids. Gene Ontology annotation, cellular component: membrane. The record is from RefSeq and is a predicted model, not a curated record. Gene Ontology annotation, molecular function: GTP binding.